GGGGAGGAGCUGCACGCGGCGCGCGCUGACCCGCCGCGAUGGUGCCGGACCCGCGGGGUCGGCUGGUGGCGGAGCUGCUGCUGAGUGCGGGGCCCUCCCGCGGUAUCCUCUGCCUCUGCUCCCGCGCCUUCGUCGAAGAUCGAAAAUUGUAUAAACUGGGAUUAAAAGGAUUUUAUGUGAAAGAUAGCAAUGACAGUACAGGAGAGGAGCAGGCAUCUGAAGAGGAGAAACAUUGUAGCGAUGUGACAUUAAAGGUGGAUACUGAUUCUCUUGACCUGGAAGAAGUUGAACUGGAUUCGGAGGCUGAGCUUAUGAAGAGUAUGGGAUUGCCUCUUCGGUUUGGUGGGCAGUCAGCUCACAGGGACUUUGUGGCAACAGAAAAUCACAGAAAGAGGAGUAACAUGAAGGUUAUGAAAAAGAAAAAGAAGAAGAAAAAAGAGUUACAGCAAAAACAUGAGGAUAAAACAGGGCAGGAACUUCUGGAUCGAGCUGGUGGUGGUCACAUCCAGUCUGUUACUGGUGAACCAGCCCUAGCUACAGAGCACCAUGAGAAGAGCAACAAACCGCAGGUUGUAACUGAAGAGUACUGUGAAAGUUCAGAAAGUCUUGCAAAUGAGGCUUUACCCAGCGAACUUAAAGAAAAAUGGGAGAAGUACUGGAAUGAGUAUGGAGAAGGCCUUCUCUGGCAAAGCUGGCUGGAAAAGCAUCAAGGGAUGUCAUCAUCUGAGACCACAGCAACCUCUGAGCCUUGGAAUAGUCCAAGCAUUAAGGAAGAGUGGGAGCAACAUUAUAGUGAACUGUAUUGGUAUUACUGGGAACAGUUUCAGUACUGGACAAAUCAAGGGUGGACUACUGAGAGCUCACAUGGUGACAGUGUGGAACCUAGUGAGGUUAUCCAGGAUACGGGUCUUUCAGGAGAAAUGGGCUUGGUUAGCACAAGUGAAGGGCUGAGCUUGGAGCUGUUUGCCUCUAACACCAGAAGUGAGGGAACACUCCUGUCAAGUACUGAACCCCAUGGUGAUAUAAUAUCUGGGAUUUGUAAUUUAAAUCUGAAUUUGGAGGAAGUGGAGCAGAGCAGUGCAGCUCCAACAGUUGCCCACCACUGUCCUCAAGAGCAUCAUUCAUCUGACAGUGAAAGCCAGAAAGAGCCCUGUGAUGGAGGAACCAGGAAAAGGAGCACUUCUUCUGAAAAUAAAAGUGUUAACCAAUCAGGUUCACAGGAAUCAAGUAGCUUGAAUUCAAAGGACAAAGAACAAUUGCUGCUUCAUAACCAAGAUGAGGAUGAGGAUGAAGAGCCUCCUGAAUACAGACCUGCCAAAGUCAAGAGAAGCCACGAACUAGACGUGGAUGAGAACCCAGUGGAAGAUCCUGAGGAAACCUGCUCUGUUUUGGGUUUCAAAUGUGGCACAGGACAAAAGUAUGAUGGAAUGCCAGAUUUCACCCACCGAAGUGUGCAGUACUUGGAGGAAAAAGCAAAACUGAAGUCCAAAUUCUUAGAUAUGCGUAAACCAAGGAAGAGCAAAAACACACACAUCUUCUUUACAGAGGAAUCUGAAAUGUCUUUCAAAAAAAGUAAAACUUUGAGGAAGGUGGAGAAGUUCCUGAAGCAGGUUAAUAAACCCGAAGAGGAAGCCACAUCCCAUUCAGCCUCCCCUCAGGGUAAAGCAGAGGCAUCAUCCCGGAGCAGCGACUCAGAGGAUCAGGAAAGCGCUACUGCCACACAAACUGCGACACUGAAUGCUGAAAACCAGAACCCACCACCAUCUUCCAGUGUGGCCAGUUGUGAGACUGAAGGGAAUAACCUUGAGGAAGAAGUGCAGGAUGUGGCAGCGAGCAGCACUGAUGAGCAGGGUGUAGGGGGGCAGGAGCAUGGCUGUGGGCGACAACUAGUGUCUCUGGAUAUUCCCGAUUAUCUCCAGCCAGAGACAGAAAAUGUCAGCCAAGUUGUAGAUGAAAAAAUUACUGCAAAGAAGAAGGAGAAAAAAAGGAGGAGAAGGAAUAAAAUUGCACUGCACGGUAUACCUGCCGAGAUUGCUGGUGAUCCAGAGUUGGCCAAGUAUUGGGCACAACGCUACCGGCUGUUCUCUCGGUUUGAUGAGGGGAUUAAACUAGACAGAGAGGGUUGGUUUUCUGUUACUCCUGAGAAAAUAGCUGAGCAUAUUGCUGUCCGGGUCAGUCAGUCAUUCAACUGUGAUAUCAUAGUGGAUGCAUUCUGUGGGGUUGGAGGAAACGCUAUUCAGUUUGCAUUGACCUCAAAAAGAGUGAUUGCUAUUGAUAUUGAUCCUGAGAAACUCACUCUUGCGCGCAACAACGCUGAGGUGUAUGGUGUGGCGGAUCAGAUAGAAUUCGUGUGUGGAGACUUCAUGGUGUUGGCUGCUGACCUGCAAGCAGAUGUGGUGUUCCUCAGCCCGCCCUGGGGUGGGCCUGACUAUGCCACCGCUGAAAUCUUCGAUAUCCAAACCAUGAUUUGCCCAGAUGGAUUUGAAAUUUUUAGGCUCUCCAAGAAGAUCACCAACAAUAUUGUGUAUUUUCUACCUCGGAAUGCUGACAUUGACCAGGUGGCUUCCUUAGCAGGACCAGGAGGUAAAGUUGAAAUAGAACAAAAUUUUCUCAAUAACAAACUGAAGACAAUAACAGCUUAUUUUGGUGAUCUAAUAAGGCGCGACAUCUCCUAAACUCUGUGUGGAUUCUUCCAAAUGGAACCUCACUGACUGCUGCUUUGCUUAAGCUCUUGUACAGCUGGCUGGUCAAAAAUGACAUAAAGCCAUUUUACGAUUUCAUUUCUGUUUACGAAAAAAUGUUCUGUUUAUUGCUACUGUUAAUAAAUAUUUUGUAGUAAUUUUACCAAAAUUCUAAAUAUAGUGUAGCUGUCAAUGUAGGAAAAAAGAUCUUUAUAAAAUGCAGUCUUGCAAGGUUCAAGUCCAACCGGUUGAAGGGAAGUUCAGGAUUUCUUUGCAACUCUCGUGUGCACUACUUCUGUACUUGCUCCCAUUCAGAGGGUCAAAAAGGGUAGCCUGAAAGCUGUCGUGUGUCAAGAACUGCUGUCUGUGCUUGAGAAACAAGUGUCUGAACAUCAGGUGGAAUGCGAAAGUCAGGUACACCACCAGAGGUUCACUCAGUUCACUUCUCUGUCUCUCUGCUCACUGGGGAACCUUUUCAGCUUUUCUGUGUAGGAUGAAGGUCCGUGCAUUUCUCACAGUGAGUACUCUGGCUUGUUGCAGCGCAGGCAGAGCGUGGCUGGAAGCAGGGCUCUACCCUCUGGGUUUUGUUAUUUAUUUUAUUUUUUUUCCACCUUGUGAGCCCUCUUUGUUACAAAGAUGCUUUGAAGAAAUCUUCUGACUGAAGAUUUGUCGAAGUUACCAGAGGGGUAUGCAUCCCCACUCUUUUUGACAAUUUUUUUGGGUCCUUGCACAGGUUUCAGGGAGGGAAGAGGGAGCCCACCCCCUCCCUGGCGAGGCCUCUCUGCUCCCAUUGAGCAUCUUAGGGAGAAGAGUGGCAUUUGGGAGGCAGGCAAGAAGUGUCGAGGGCACGAAUAGAAUCGUAGAAUAGUUAAGAUUGGAAGGGACCUUAAAGAUCAUCCAGUUUGAACCCCCCUGCCAUGGGCAGGGACGUCCCACCAAAUCAGGCUGCCUAAGGCCGCAUCCAUCCUGGCCUUGAACACCUCCAGGGAUGGGGCAGCCACAACUUCCCUGGGCAACCUGUGCCAGUGUCUCAC
This is a messenger RNA of Cuculus canorus (common cuckoo), 3715 nucleotides long. It is a transcript of the gene TGS1, whose product is annotated as trimethylguanosine synthase 1. The transcript has 13 exons. The record is from RefSeq and is a predicted model, not a curated record. Gene Ontology annotation, molecular function: RNA cap trimethylguanosine synthase activity. Gene Ontology annotation, cellular component: nucleus. Gene Ontology annotation, biological process: 7-methylguanosine cap hypermethylation; 7-methylguanosine RNA capping. Lineage: Eukaryota; Metazoa; Chordata; Aves; Cuculiformes; Cuculidae. Bases 39 to 2675 code for a protein of 878 amino acids.